UGCUUAGAAAUCCAUAACGACUUUUUCUUCAGUUGCACUCUGGUGUUUAUCGCUCAUCAUUCAAAAUAUAACCGUCUUUCCAUGUGUUUGGCUUAGAACGCGCGCGUUACGAUCGCUUGUACCGGCUUUUUAUCAUAACUUUUAUCCCAAUGUUUUACUUUGGUAUUAUUUUAACAUAAACUUACUUAAUUUUACACAUCCUGUUUAUAAACGACUGCUAUUCUGAAGAUGGAGCCGUCUAAAGAUGCUAUCAGUGUGCGCGUUACGCGAUUAAACAAUCAACUUCUCAAUAAACAAAAGGAUCAUACUGCUUCCUUCACAAGAGAAGGUUUGUUCGACGCAUUGCAAGUAUUAUACGAUGAGUGCAACACCGAGAGUUUGAAAAACAACGACAAGAACAUCAGUUCCUUCGUCGACCAGUAUCGAAAGAAAUUACUGCAACUGAAGAAAGUGCGUGUUAACUUGACUGAUUUUGAUGUUAAUAAUGUAAUAGGCAGAGGACACUUUGGAGAAGUGCAUGUAGUGAAGGAAAGGCAAACUGGUGAUGUCUAUGCUAUGAAAACAGUCAGAAAAUAUGAAAAUUCAGAGCAGAAAUGUGCUUCAUUUGCUGAGGAAAGAAAUAUUAUGGUUGAGGCAAAUUCUCCAUGGAUCACAAGGCUACAAUAUGCUUUUCAAGAUGCCAAUAAUCUGUAUUACAUAAUGGAGUAUCAUCCAGGUGGUGAUUUAGUAGGAUUACUUUAUAGGCAAGGAGGGACAAUACCUGAAACUGCAGCAACUUUUUAUCUUGCUGAGCUUAUUUUAGCUAUUAAUGAUGUGCAUAGCUUGGGAUAUGUCCAUAGGGAUAUAAAACCAGACAAUGUAUUGUUAGAUAGAUGUGGCCAUCUGAAACUUGCAGAUUUUGGUUCUGCUGCUAAAUUAAACUCUAAAGGUUUUGUAUCAGGUGGUAUUCCAGUAGGAACUCCAGAUUAUAUUGCACCUGAAGCUUUGCAAUCAUUUGAUAAUAAAGCAAGCAAGAAUAAUGGCCAAUAUGGUAAAGAAUGUGAUUAUUGGUCAUUGGGAGUUCUUGCUUUUGAACUUACUAUUGGUUCAACACCAUUUACAGGCCAAAGCACAUCAGCAACCUACUCCAAAAUCAUUAAUCAUACAAAAACACUUAAAUUUCCAUCUGAUCUCAUUGUAUCUCAGGCUUACAUCAACUUAAUUAAGUCACUUCUGACUGAAAAAAGCACCCGCUUGGGUUACGAUAAAAUAAUUAAACAUGUAUUAUUUAAAAACGUUGACUUUAAUAAUAUGCGCGAACAAGUGCCGCCGUUUGUGCCGAAAAUUUCAUCUGAAGAUGACACUAGCAACUUUUCGGAUGUACAAAAGAAGCGGAAGGAGCCAAAUAUUGAAAAUUUUAAAGCCAAGACACAGUUUAGUGGCAAGAAUCUCCCGUUUAUUGGUUUCACAUACACAACUGAACCAUCUGAAUCGAAGGAAACGUAUCGCAGCAGUAUUUUAGUCAAUGACGACCAAGUUGAAAAGAUGAGGGCUGAGAUUGAAGAGUUGUAUAAGAAGUUAGUGAAAAGUGAAGCUGCUACACAAGAUAAGGAGGGUUUGGAAAGGAAACUGGAGGAAAAGAUUAGGAAGUUGGAAAGUAUUGAAUGUGUUAGAGAUAAGUUGGAGCGAGAUUUGGCUACGAAUAUUGCUGAGUGUCAGGCAUUGAAACGCAUGUUGGAGUUGGAGCGUAAAGACCGCUGUGAGUUAGAACGCAAAGCUUUGGAAUUAAUAAAACAAACUAAGAACAAAUGGGCAGCUGAGGAGAAGGUAAAGUUAGAUGCUGUUAAUCGGGAAUUAGAAGAGUGCAGAGAGAGAUGUGAAAAGCUUACCGCCGAAAUAGAUCAACUCAAUGAGCAGUUGUUGAAAGCUGUUGAAAAGUCCAAUAAGCAUAAGGCUUCUGUUGAAAAUGUUGAAAAACUGCGUCGUUCAAGUGUGGUCGGUCUUGAAUCGCGUUUGGAAAAAGUCACGUCCGAAACUCAAAGUAAAAUUUCUAGCUUACAAUCGCAACUUCAAGACGAAAUUCAAAACAGGCGCUCUAUCGAAAAGAAACUUAUUGAAUUGGAUGAAGCGCACAAUGUUUUACUGAACAAAUACGAACUGUCUGAAAAACAAAACCGCGAGUUGAAGACUAAAACAAAAGAAUCUGAACUUGUUAUUGAGAAUUUAAAGAAAACUGUUUCUAUUCUUGAAGAAAAGUCGGAAGAUUUGGAAUUCCAAAAGGCACGUAUUAUAUCUCUAGAAGAAGACAUAAUUGAGCUCACCAAUAAUAAAACAAUAGAACAAGAACUGGAAAAAGAAAUUCAGAAUAGUGCUGUUUUAAAAAAACAAGUUAAAGAUCUCAAGGGGGAGUUGAAUAAUAUUCGUUCAUCAAAACUGUCAUCAAUGGAAGACUUGAAGAAACAAUAUGAGCUUGAAAGACAAAAGUAUGAGACGGAAUUGAAGCAGAUUAAGGAAGAGAAAGCUGAGUGUGAAAUAAAGUUACAGGAAGCCAAUUUAAGUCUCAAGAGUAAAGAAGAGAAAGCAAAUACUUUGGAGGAGUUGUUGACACAGCUUCAAAAUGAUUUAUCCAAAUUAGAAUCUGGAUCUGAACGGGAAAUUGUCUUACAAGAACAGAUUGAACGUUUGGAGCAACAACUAGUUGAGGUAUCAGGGGUGGCGGCGCUUGAAAAACAAGAACUAGUUACGUUGAAAUCCAAGUUCUGGCGUUUGGAGAAAGACAUUUUGAAUGCCGACUUAGAUAGGAAAAUCGUCGAGCGUGAUUUGAAGGAUGAGCAAACAAAAAACAAAGAAUUAAACAUGCAGAUCUCCGAUUUAGAACAACUCGUUACCAGUAUUCAGAAAUCUAAAGACGAAGCUGUUAGUGAGUUAGGUGCUUUAAAUGAUAAAAUGGCGUUGGAAGUUGAUAAAUGCAAACUUGAACUCGAAAAGUUGCAACUUAAACGUGACCAGCAGACCCUAAAAGAAAGAGAAACAAUUGAACAAGUUGGUCAUCUACAAAAUGAUCUACAAAACAAAGAAUUGCAGAUUUGUUCACUGCUGGAAGUUGUGGAUUCACUAAAAUGUGAAAAAUUGGUGCUUGAACAAAAAAUGCAAGAUGUUGUCGACGAUAAGAUUAAGUUAAACGACCAAAUGACUUAUAAAGAUAGAGAAUUCAAUACUAUUAAAGGAGAAUUAGUAAAAACGCGUGCUGACUUGGAGAAUUCAUUAUUGAAUCGUAAAGCAUUACGCGAGGCAUGCACUUUGUUGGAAAAUCAAUUGAUAGAAUUUGAAACACUGCUUGACAAGUCAGAAUCAAAACGCGCCGAAAUGCAAACAGAGUUAGAACAGUAUCAAGAAACUCUCGUAAAAAGUAAACAAGAUGUUCAAGAAGCGCGCAAACAAUAUAAUGAAGAAAAGUCACAUAAACUCUUGGCAGAAACAAAAGUGAAACGUUUGUUAGAUGAUCUUGAACAUCAACAGAAAGAAAUCAACUCAUUCCAGGCCGAAAACAUUGAAUUUAAGAAAUACUCCAAUGAUUUAAGCGAUGAGUUGAACGUAUUAGAGGUGAAACUUCAAGACCAAGAUUUAACAAUCAAAUCAUACCAACGUCAAGUAGAAGAUUACGUCGCGGAAAAUAACUAUUUGAAAGAAGAAAACAGCGAACAACUAACGUUCAUAAACAGUGUCAAAGAAUCAAAUUAUAACUUGAGUCAGAGAUAUUCUGAAGCUCAGCUAAGUAUCAAGGCUCUAAUGGAGAAGAUGAAUGAAUUAGAUGCUCUCUUGAAUGAAAAGACUCAAUACAUAAAUGAACGUGAAUUGAAGGCGCAGUCAACUAUUCAACAACAGACUAAACUCAUCGAUUUUCUACAAUCUAAAGUGGAAGAAAGCGGAAAGAAAAAGAAGACCCUUUCGGAUAAAAUAUUCGGGCAUUCAAAGAAAGAAAAUGUCCCGCCAUUGUCCGUAGCAUUAAAUUACAAGGAUUUAGAAGUGCAACUUGCAAAAGAACGCGAGCAAAAUAAGCAAUUGCAUCAGGAGAUCAUCAAGUUGAAGGCAGACACGUUCAAGAAAAACGAAAACGAUAUUAAACUGGAUGCCAUCCGGAGUUUAUCUGUACAAGAGGAUAUUUUAGCUCAGAUUGUGCACAGUCCUACUUCACAGAAGAAUGAUUUAUACCGACAGAAUUCUAUUCAAAGAAUGCAUCAUAAUAUUCCGCACAGGUUUGAGUCAAAACUUUGUACAAAAGCGGUUAAAUGCGCACAAUGUUCCAAUCAGAUUCUUCUCGGGCGUCAUAUGAGUGUGUGUCGUGAAUGCCAUGUUGCUACUCACACAAAUUGCGGUUCUUCGUUGCCAAGAACUUGUGGUUUACCGGAAGAAUUUGCGCUACAUUACUCUGAAAGUUUGAAUAAAAUACAUUCGGGAAGUUCAAUAAGUAUUAACGGAUUGAAAAAGGAAGAAAUUAAUAUUGAGGGAUGGGUAAAAAUACCGAAUGUACCUGGGGGAUGGGAAAAACAUUACGCAUGUCUUACUGCGACCACCUUAUGUGUCUACAAUGAGCCACCAAACGUGGAAGGGGCAAAACCCAUUCAAGCUCUCAAGUUGCACCGGGCGAAUGAACAUGGCAAAGUGAUUUUAGAGCCGGUGCAUUCAGAAAUUCCUGUACAAACCGCUAACAGCGAUCUUCCCUUUGUGAUUAAAGUCGAGACAAGUCCAAACUCAACAUGUUGGCCAUCACAGUGCAUUAUUUUCAUGACUUUGAGCAUUGAAGAUAAAGAAAGAUGGCAUGCAGCUUUGCAAAACAUUUUUAAGUGUAAUGACAAAAAUGGAGAGAUUCUGCUUUAUGACACCGAAGACAUGGAAAUUAACUGCGUUGUAGAGCUAACACAUGAUAUCAAAUUGCUUGGAACUGAUUCCGGUUUGUUUACUCUUCAAAAAAACAAGUGCAUUCAAAUCUUAGGUCCUUCAUCAGUGAGUGAAAUUGUUGUCAUAGCUGCAAUCAACACUGUGGUCAUGAUUGCCGAAGAAAAUCGCACAUUAAUUUGUUGCGAUUUCAAACACUUGCGUACUUUAUGCGAUUGUGCACCCUGCACGAAACCAACACUUAAAUAUCGCGCAUUAACUGUUAACAACAUGGACGGUUUUCAUAUUCUGAAAUCAUCCGAUUUCCAACGUAACAAGUUUAUUUGUGUCGCUUCAAGUAAGAAACUCGCGAUAUUAAAAUAUGAUUGCGUCAAGAAUGAAUUCUUACCUCAAAGGAUUCUUGAUACAGCCCAACCAGCGAGUUGCAUUUUGUUUACUGAGCAUUCAGUCAUCAUUGGCGCUGAUAAAUUCUUUGAAGUAGAUCUGAGUAGUUUUGAAGCAGAUGAAUUUUUGGAUGCGUCUGAUUCCAAAUUAUCGCACGCGGUAAAGUGCUUCCAGAUGCAAUCAUUCCCUUUGUCGAUUCAUUAUAUCACCAAGCCCCCGAAUCGCAUUGAAUACUUGGUGUGCUUCAGUGAAUUUGCAACUUUUGUUGAUGAAUAUGGUCGCAGCACACGUAAAAACGACAUUUGUUGGACCUACAUGCCUAAGGCAUUUUAUUACGCAAAGAAAUAUUUAUACGUGUUGCAAUUUAAUGCGGUGGAGAUUUAUAAACUAACAGAAAAUACUUGUAAUGGAAACGAAAACGAAGCGCUCCAGCUUAUGAAAAUUGACUUGCCUAAUUCUCAAUACUUGGGCGAAAAUCAAAACGGAGUAUUUGUCUCAAGCGGAAAUCAAAUUAAAUACAUUGAUGCGCAUCAAUUUGAUGAUUCGCUGUCAAUUUCUACGGAGACUUCAGCAAAUGAUGUUGCGGAAUCUGACAGGUUUAGUUUUACCAGCUCGAUGAUCCAGAGUUUAGAUGGUAAUGCUAGUGAUGAGAAUGAGGAUCAUUAUGUAAAUCGGAGGGUGAAGUUUACAGAUUUGUAAUUUUUUACGCCUUUCUUGUAUUUUAAAAAGUUUACCUGCACAUUGUAUUAAUUUUGUACUUAGUUGCAUUUCAGUAAUUGUACGUUUUUGCCAUUUUUAUCAAUCGCUAUACUGCUUUUUUGACAUUUAUAUCUUUAAACAAAUGUUAAAUAAAUGAUUUACAAAG
Dalotia coriaria is the source of this 6124-nucleotide messenger RNA. Its product is annotated as citron rho-interacting kinase sticky. Gene Ontology annotation, cellular component: cytoplasm; actin cytoskeleton. The coding region runs from base 229 to 5958 and encodes 1909 amino acids. NCBI's taxonomy places the organism in Eukaryota, Metazoa, Arthropoda, Insecta, Coleoptera, Staphylinidae. Gene Ontology annotation, biological process: peptidyl-threonine phosphorylation; actomyosin structure organization; mitotic cytokinesis. The record is from RefSeq and is a predicted model, not a curated record. Gene Ontology annotation, molecular function: ATP binding; protein serine/threonine kinase activity. The transcript is spliced from 8 exons.